Scylla paramamosain (green mud crab) is the source of this 5663-nucleotide messenger RNA. Its product is annotated as guanylate cyclase 32E-like. Gene Ontology annotation, molecular function: protein kinase activity; peptide receptor activity; guanylate cyclase activity. Lineage: Eukaryota; Metazoa; Arthropoda; Malacostraca; Decapoda; Portunidae. The record is from RefSeq and is a predicted model, not a curated record. Gene Ontology annotation, biological process: intracellular signal transduction; protein phosphorylation; receptor guanylyl cyclase signaling pathway. Gene Ontology annotation, cellular component: plasma membrane.
UCUCUCUCUCUUGUGCACAGGCCGACUAGAGUAUAAAAGUACAAGCACAAAUACUUUAUAUAACAGAAGUGACGUAAGACAAGAAGCAAAGGUGGAUAAAGAGAAUAAAGUGACGAAAGAAACAGAGAAGCAGAGCACUGCAACUCUCCGGCCAGAGGAAGAACACAAAGAACAAGAAGAACAAGGAAAAACAGGAGAAGGGAAGAGGAGGAAAGAGAGGAGGAGGAGGAGGAGGAGGUAGGAGAUCAAAGAAAGAACUUGAUCUCCCUCCUCCUUCUUCCUAGCGUCAUUUACACCUAUUUUUGUUCCUCUCUUUAUUCAUUCCUUGCUGGAAUCUUUACCAUGCACUGCCCAAUGAAAUCUUAAUCUGUAUCUUUUCUUACUUCGCAUCUUUCUGUCCUUUUCUCCCUUCCCCUCCUCACCUCCUUAACCUAUAUAUAACCUCCAUCCAUCCAUCAUUCCAUCACCAUAAUCUCUUCUCUCCCUCCGUCCUUCCCUUCCUACUUCCUUCCCUUCCUUCCUCCCUCCCUCCUUUUGUCCUUCAUUCCUUCUCUACAUUUCUUCACUCCUUCUAUCUAUGACGGGUUAACUUCAGUUUCCGCCAUGCUGCUUAAUUUCCCCUCCUCCUUUUUCUCUUCCUCCUCGUUCCCCUUCUCCUUCACCUCCUCUUCCUACUCCUCUUUGUUCUUUCGCUCCACUUCACCGCUACAACUUUGGACGCUAUAAGAGGCCAAAAUGAUGCUGGCUCGCCUUACCAUGUGGGUGGCUCUCCUGCACGCCCACGCCGCCCACACCACGCACUCAACCCACACCCACAACGCCCGCGGCCGCACCUUCACCCUGGGCUACCUGACGGGCUCCGAAAGGCUGCCGGAGGACCAGGAAUACAAGCGGCCUGGUCUCCUCAUCUCGGGCGCCAUUACUCUAGCCGUGGAGGAGGUCAACAACAUGUUCCCGCUGGUGAAGGGACACCGCCUCAACUUCACUGUGGCAGAGACGUAUGGCCGGGAGGAGAAGAGCAUCCUCAACACGGCACGACUCUGGAUUUCAAACAUUUCCGCCUACAUCGGACCCCAGGAGACGUGCGUUCAUGAGGCGAGGAUGGCGUCCGCGUUCAAUCUCCCCAUGAUCUCCUAUUUCUGCACGCACCCGGAGACGUCAGACAAGACUCACUUCCCAACCUUCGCCAGAACCAGACCACCUGAUACCCAGAUUAGCAAGUCCGUUACUUCGGUGCUGAAACGCUUUAACUGGAGGAAGGUCACCUUCUUCUACAACAACUCCCCUGAUGACAACUUUGGCCGCGUGGCGCAGACGAUCGAACGCACCUUGCCUCUUCACAACAUCACAGUGACAGCCACCAAGACCUGGGCGGCCACGUACCACCACGGCUACGACAGCAACCCCUUCGUCACCAUGAUUCAAGAGACCUACAUGGACAGCAGGAUUUACGUGGUGCUGGGUCAUUAUUACGAGUUCCUGGGGCUAAUGACCAUAAUGGAGGAGAAAGGACUUUUCCGGAAAGGCGAGUACUUCGUGGUGGGCGUGACCCUCAGCCAGUACGACAAAAACAAGCCGGACAAGUACCUGCGAGACCUGCUCAACGAAGACACUAACUCCAUCGUGCAGGCAGCCUUUCAGAACUUCCUGGGCGUGGUUCCCUCCCCGGCUCCCAUGUUCGACAGCUUCGCCUCGAACGUGAACGCCUUCCUGGAGAAGCCGCCCUUCAACCACCCCAACGCCGUGCACAAGAUCGGUGGCAUGAAGAACAUCCGCGCAGAGGCCGCCUUUCUGUACGACGCGGUGCACGUGUAUGCGAGGGCCCUCAACGAGACGCUGAAGAAGGGCGGCAACCCCAAGAACGGCAGCGCCCUCGUCGCCACCAUUCUUGGCACCAGCUACAGGAGCGCCAUGGGGUAUAUGGUGCGGAUGGAUGAGAAAGGAGACGCCGAGGGUAACUACACUCUGAUUGGUCGCCAGAAGCACCACUCCACCCCGGGGGAAUACGGUCUCUACCCUGUGGGGGGCUUCCGCUACUCCGUGGGGGACUACAAGGGCCUUCCGGAGCUGCACCUCACCUCCCCCAUUCACUGGAAGACCGGCGUGCCCCCAAUCGAUGAGCCUCCGUGCGGCUACCGAGGACUCAAGUGCCAGUCUCAGACGGGGGAGAUCAUCGCAGGAGUGACGGGAGGCGUGGUUCUUCUUCUCCUCGUCGUCUCUCUCGUAGCCUACAGGAACUGGCGCUACGAGCAGGAGUUGGACAGUCUCCUGUGGAAAAUAGAUUACAAGGACAUCAAGAUCAACGACUGGACGCCAAACCACAUCCCGGCGGCUAACAAGCUUUCCAGGGGUCUGUACGCCACCGUCAGGAGUAGCCAGCUAUCUCUAAAUAGUAACCUGGACCUGGACUACCGCUACGCCAGUGUCCACACCCAGCUGGGCACGUACAAGGGGCGCGUGGUGGCCGUGAAGCAGAUCUCCAGCAAGGCAGUUGAUAUCACGCGCAGGAUUAAGAAGGAACUGAAGACGGUUCGGGAUCUACGCCACGACAACCUUCUGGGCUUCGUGGGCGCCUGCGUGGACCCCCACGUGUGCAUCAUCACCGAGUACUGUUCCCGUGGCUCUCUCAAGGAUAUCCUGGACAACGAGGACGUGAAGCUUGACAACAUGUUUAUUGCUUCCCUAAUUGGAGACAUUGUGCAGGGCAUGAUUUACCUGCACGACUCACCCGUCAAGUCCCACGGGAACCUCAAGUCGUCAAACUGCCUGGUGGACUCCCGCUGGGUGGUCAAAAUAAGCGACUUUGGCUUGCAUGAGCUGAAAUCUGGAUACGAAACAACGUCGCUGGCAGAGGCUGGGGAGACGCAGAGGAAGUGUACAGAUCUCUUGUACCGCGCCCCAGAACUCCUUAGGGACACGUCGGCCCCUCCCGGAGGAACCCAGAAGGGCGACGUGUACUCCUUCGCUAUCAUCCUGUACGAGAUCCACGUACGCCACGGACCCUGGGGCACCACGGACCAAAGUCCCCUGUCCGUGAUUCGCCUGGUGAUGGCAGGUCCCCAAGGCUCCACCUCUCCCGUCAGGCCGUCUCUGGAAGCCAUGGAGAGCUCGCUGGAUUGUGUGCGUGUGGUGUUGACAGAGUGCUGGGCUGAGGUACCCGAAGAGAGACCAGACUUCAGGAGCAUCAAGAUCAAAUUGAGACCCAUGAGGAAAGGACUAAAGCCCAACAUCUUCGACAACAUGCUGGAAAUGAUGGAAAAAUACGCCAACAACCUCGAGGCGCUGGUGGAUGAGAGGACUGACCAGCUGAUCGAGGAGAAAAAGAAAACGGAGGCGCUGCUGUACGAGAUGCUGCCGCCCUACGUGGCUGAGCAGCUCAAGCGGGGACGUAAGGUGCAGGCAGAGAGUUUCGAUUGCGUCACCAUCUACUUCAGCGACAUCGUGGGCUUCACCGAGAUGUCCGCCGAGUCCACGCCCCUGCAGGUGGUGGACUUCCUGAACGACCUGUACACCUGCUUCGACUCCAUCAUCGGCCACUACGACGUGUACAAGGUGGAGACGAUCGGAGACGCUUACAUGGUGGUAAGCGGGCUACCCAUCCGCAACGAGGAGCAGCACGCGGGCGAGGUGGCCUCCAUGUCCCUUCACCUGCUGGACGCCAUCAAGAAGUUCCAGAUCCGCCACCGACCCACUGACACCCUCAAACUGCGCAUCGGACUCCACUCAGGCCCAGUGUGUGCCGGCGUGGUGGGCCUCAAGAUGCCGCGCUACUGCCUCUUCGGCGACACUGUCAACACCGCCUCGCGCAUGGAAUCCUCGGGGCAAGCCCUCAAGAUCCACUGCUCCGUGUUGUGCCGCAACAUCCUGGCCAAGGUGGGUGGCUACAUACUGGAGGAGCGAGGCCAAGUCAAGGUGAAGGGCAAGGGCGAGAUGACCACCUACUGGCUCGUGGGUGAAGACCCGGAGUGGAAGCGGCGUCGGGAGAAAACGAGGCGCCAGCGCGGUUUUCAUCCUGCUAGGAACGGCUGUGUGGGCGGGGGAGGGGGCAGCACCAUGGGCAUAGGCGGCGGUACUGCCCGAGGCUCCCUGCGCUGUGUGCGCACGCCCGCCUCGCCGCUGCCCAACACACUCAGCCUCGAGUCCCAGAAAUUUCUGAAGUUCACCCUUUCGGACGAACUCGCGAUCCGCUGCACACACGAGGAAGCCGCCCUUGAAGCCUCGCCGCCCGCACCUGCCUCACCCGUUUCAGAAGACGGCGGCACGAUGCGCCGUCCCACCCUUGAGGCCAAGAGGAACUCCUACCCAUGUAUCAAAGAGUCCCGUGAUGGGCCGCGCCGCAGCCGUGGCCAGUCCUUGGCAGGCCCGCGAGACGACUGUCCCUUACUGGCACACGCCGACCUGGCUCCCUCGCCUGGCUCCUCUUUUGCUGGCUCCGGUGAGGAGGAGGCACUCGCCAACAGCCGCCGCACAUCCGUCAGCGAAGUGUGCGCGUCGCGGCCCCCCAGCAUGAUAGAACACGGGGGUGACGGGCCGCCCCCCACCCCUGGAGAGCCUCCGCCAGGCCCUUCCAGAUCCAACAAGCAACAGUCCGAGUCCCACGAUGCCGCCCACCUCUCCCCAUCCGCCCUCGACUUGGUGCUCGCGACGCCGCCCUGCAGCAAUGUGUGCGGGCGGACAAUUAGCGGGGGCGGUGCCCUUACCAAGCCUCGCUACACCCUGGCAACGGGAGGGGGUAGAUGGCUGCCCCAGGGUCGGCGAGGCAGCUCAACCGACGGAGACAACAUGUCAGGCGUGGCAGCGGGAAGCGAAAAUAGCGACGGAAGGACUGCCCGAUUACGUUACUGUGGACGCCAAGAGGGAAGCUCCACCGCUGAGUGCGAGGAAUCGGCACCGCUCCUGGCAGGUGUGGCCAACUACCGCAUCAUCAACGAGCUGCGGGUGCCGCGCACCCAGCCCGAGAGGGAAACGCCCGUGUGAUUCGCUCACCGCCCAACCUCGCCUCGCUUUAAUGUUACGCCCUCGACCAACCCACCAUCCUGCACCACCCUGCAAAUGAGAGGUUAAAACAGGACGGAGUGUGCAAUACCACGGAGAGAUCCUGGAGGACACGUCUGGAUGUGAUGAGACGCGUGGUGACGAAUAAUGAGAUGUUACUAGUAUGAAGUAAAGCUGGAGAACGCUCGUGCUGGUGAAGGGAAGGGAACUGAGGACUGGUCAGAAAUAAAGUUAAAAAUAAAUAAAUAACUGUGUGGGAAGACCAAAUAGAGUAAAGGUGUGGCGAAGCUAACGCCACAGGUGUGGUGGUGUUGUGAGGUGGUGUGGUGGCAUAAAGGGACGAUUACUUGGUGUAUUGAAAGGAAAAAAAAAACACUUAAAGUGUACAUGUGUGUGUGUCAAAGCAGUUAUGUGAUGGCUUUCCCAUUCACGUUUAAUUCAGUGGUAACGUAUGUACACACACACACACACACACACACACACACACACACACACACACACACACACACACACACGCACACGCACACACACACACAGCACCGUGAAUGUUGCCAAAUAUAUAAUAAUACCUCACAACGUUUCUUGUGUCACUUAAAAAGAAAAAUAUAAGUUCAACUAUUUAUAUAAAAAAAAUAUAUAAAAAAAUAAAUAAAAGCAUUGAUGAUCUA